Molecule: messenger RNA, 1644 nt
Organism: Lodderomyces jiufengensis
Lineage: Eukaryota; Fungi; Ascomycota; Pichiomycetes; Serinales; Debaryomycetaceae
Gene: ALP1
Product: Alp1p
Exons: 1
Coding region: 1-1644 (547 amino acids)
Biological process (GO): amino acid transmembrane transport
Cellular component (GO): membrane
Molecular function (GO): amino acid transmembrane transporter activity
Source: RefSeq, a predicted model, not a curated record
AUGUCUUCUAUAACGUCACACGAAAAAAAACAAGAAAAACUAGCGACUUAUGAUUUAGAAAGAACAGCCAUUGAUGAAGAUGAUAACUCUUCGACUUCAAAUAAACAUGUUGAGAAAUCAGAGAAUUUAAAUAGACAAUUAACACCAAGAUUAAUUAAUAUGAUAACUUUAGCAGGAGUUAUAGGGACAGGAUUAUUUUUAUCAACAGGAAGAGCUUUAGCAACUGGAGGACCAUUAAGUUUAUUGUUAGGAUAUAUGAUUAUUGGUUUACUAGUGUUUUUUGUCAUGUUAGCGCUUUCGGAAAUGAGUUCCCUAUAUCCAGUUUCUGGUUCAUUUACACAAUAUGCAAGAAGAUUUGGUUCUGAGUCUUUGGGAUUUGCAGUUUUGAUCAAUUAUUGGUUCAAUGAUGCCUGUUCUGUAGCAUCCGAUAUGACAGCCAUUUCCCUCGUUAUUGAUUACUAUAAUGACCAUUUGAAAUAUUGGUACGUCAUUUCAAUCGUAAUAUGGGUUUUUUUACUAUUUUUAAAUGUGAUUCAUGUUAGAGUUUAUGCAGAAGCCGAAUAUUGGUUAGCUUUGUUAAAAGUCAUUACUAUUAUCAUAUUCUUUAUUGUUAGUAUCAUUUGCAAUGCUGGAGUAAAUCCGAGUCAUGAAUAUAUAGGCUUCAAGUAUUGGAGUUAUAAAGAUGCUCCAUUUGUCCAUGGAUUUCGAGGUUUCAGCCUGGUAUUUGUAUCUGCAGCUUUUGCAUUAGGUGGAUUAGAGCUGAUCUCAUUAACAGCAGGAGAGACAAAAAACCCAACAAAAACUAUUCCAAAAACUAUUAAAACUACUUUCACUCGUAUCAUAGUUUUUUAUGUUUUCACUGCAUUUUUCAUUGGAAUGAAUAUACCAUAUGACUACCCAAACUUAUCAACCAAAACUACCGCCACGUCACCAUUCACAUUAGUAUUUCAACAAGUAGGUGCAAAAGGUGGUGGUUCAUAUAUGAAUACAGUAAUUCUUCUUUCAAUAAUUUCAGCAGGUAAUCAUGCAUUAUAUGCGGGAUCAAGGUUAGCUUUUAAUUUAAGUAGUCAAGGAUUUAUUCCAAAAAUAUUCUUACCAUUGAAUAGGUUCAAAAUCCCAUAUGUAGCAGUAAUUGUUACUUGGUUAGUUGGUGGAUUAUGUUUUGCUUCAGCUUUCGUUGGAUCAGGUGAAUUAUUCAAUUGGUUACAAUCAAUAGUUGGGAUUUCAAAUUUGCUCCUGUGGUUUUUUAUAGGAGUUACCAGCUUACGAUUUCGACGAGGAAUAGAAUUACAAGGUAGAACUCAUGAAUUAAUUUUUAAAAAUUGGACAUAUCCUCUUGGUCCCUGGUUUAUAAUUAUAUUUGGUGGAUUUGUAAUUUUGGUACAAGGUUGGUCUACUUUUUCACCAUUUAGUGUUUCUGAUUUCUUUCAAUCUUACUUAGAAUUAGGUGUUUUUCUUAUUUGUUUUGUAUUUUGGUGGUUAAUUGUUAAAAGAGGUAAGGAUAAGUUUGUUAGAGCUAAAGAUAUGGAUUUUGAUACUGAUAAAUAUAUUCAAACUCAAGAGGAAUUAGAAGAAGAUGAUUAUUCCAAAACAUUAAAAGGUUGGUCUAAAUUCAAAUAUAAUUUUGCUGAUAACUUUUUAUAA